Molecule: messenger RNA, 3257 nt
Organism: Malaya genurostris
Lineage: Eukaryota; Metazoa; Arthropoda; Insecta; Diptera; Culicidae
Gene: Mtmr6
Product: myotubularin-related protein 8
Exons: 10
Coding region: 263-2509 (748 amino acids)
Biological process (GO): dephosphorylation
Molecular function (GO): phosphatase activity; metal ion binding
Source: RefSeq, a predicted model, not a curated record
CUAGCAUUAGUAGGAGAAUUUCACCCACUGCAGCAAGAUUUGUAUCUCGGCUCACGUUCUUGUGAGCAUGAUAUAGCCUUCUAUACCAGGAAUUGCGACAAGUGCGGUCUGUGAUAUUUAUGUUCUAGUGUUUUUGUACAUUAUCCAAUUGAAAAGUUUGAAUCGAUUUUUAUCUUAUAAUGUAUGAAAUUGUUAAGUAUGUACAGUAAGCAUCGGUAAUGGAAUAGUUUCAUCUGCUAAACUUGACCCCAACUAUUACACAAUGGCUGAGCCACAUUCACCUUCAUCGUCAAUGUUUAAACAAGAUUUUGAUCUCGUGACCCCGGAAUUUGAAGUUGAUCCAAAAGUCUUAUGGGGCGUCAUCGUGCCACCGUUCGUGUCGGAUAAAGUUGUCUCCUGGGUGGAGGAAAAUUUUCCAAGUUCUCCAUCACCGCAAUGCGAGUUCAAGGGGAUCAAUGUUAUGAAAAAGAUCGAAAAUGUACGGAUGAUAGACAGAUACAAUAGCAAAAAUCCGACGGUAGGAGUGUUGUACCUCACUGCAACACAUCUUAUUUUCGUCGAUCCAGAUGCCAACAAGGAGACAUGGGUUUUGUAUAUGCAUAUCGCCAGCGUAGAGAAGCUCCCUCUAAGCACAACCGGCUCACCACUAUUGAUACGCUGCAAAACUUUCCUCUCCAUCACGUUCGUUAUACCAAAAGAACGUGAAUGCCAUGACGUGUACAUCACACUGAUGAAACUGUACCAACCGGUAAACAUAAAAAAUCUCUAUUGCUUUCAAUACACCAGCACGGCAAAGGAGCUACCAAAGACAACAGGAUGGGAAUAUUUUAAAUUGGAAAACGAAUACAAGAGGAUGCGUGUCCCCAAUGAUCAGUGGAAUUUGUGCACACUAAAUCAAAACUAUGAAUUGUGUGAUACGUAUCCCCAGUUGCUGUACGUGCCAAGCGAAGCUAGUACUGCAAUGUUGCUGGGAAGCUCUCGUUUCCGAUCGAAGGGACGCCUUCCGGCGUUAACCUACUUACAUAGCAAUAAAGCAUCGAUCUGUCGGUGCAGUCAGCCACUAUCAGGUUUUAGCGCCAGAUGUCUCGAGGAUGAGCAAAUGCUGGAAGCUGUUCGCAAAACGAAUCCGAACUGUGGGUUUAUGUAUGUAGUUGACACAAGGCCGAGGAUAAAUGCAAUGGCAAAUCGUGCCGCUGGGAAAGGAUAUGAGAAUGAGGCCAACUAUGAGAACAUUAAAUUCCAGUUUCUCGGAAUUGAAAAUAUUCACACAAUGCGAACCAGUCUACAGAAAGUAAUAGAAUGUUGUGAGCAGAAAUCUCCUACCAUGAGCAGCUUUCUCAGUGCAUUGGAGUCAUCUGGAUGGUUGAAGCAUAUCCGUUCAAUUCUAGACACUUCCAGUUUUAUUGCGAAUGCUGUGGACACUGGUAUUUCCGUUGUUGUUCACUGUUCAGAUGGAUGGGACCGUACCGCACAAGUGUGUUCUCUAGCAGCGCUGAUGUUAGAUCCCUACUAUCGCACCAUCAAAGGAUUUCAGGCUCUCAUCGAAAAGGACUGGCUUGCGUUUGGUCAUAAGUUUAGCGAUCGCUGUGGCCAUAUUCAAAAUGAUCCGAAAGAAGUCUCACCGGUGUUUACGCAGCUGUUGGAUUGUGCCUGGCAAUUGAUACAACAACGAAAUGAUGCAUUCGAAUUCAACGAACGCUUUCUGUUGAUUCUUCACGAUCAUGUGAUGUCUUGUCAAUAUGGAACGUUCGUUGGUAACUGCGAAAAAGAUCGGUUAGAUUUGAGACUAUCAGAAAAAACAUUUUCGUUAUGGGGGUUCAUGUCGAAUCAUUUGAAUGAGUACAUCAAUCCACUAUAUAAGCCGGAGAUGGAUGAAACAAUUAGGCCUAAUUUAGCUCCGCAGUGUAUAAAGUUUUGGCGUGGCAUGUAUAGUCGAUUUGAGAGUGGAAUUCAUCCGAGAGAGCCAUUAGACGAUUUGCUGGUUGCCAGCAAGGAUCAUUCAACUUCGUUGGAUGACCACGUGCAGCUUUUAACGAAGCGUAUCAAUAGCUUCAAAAAUAUGAUUUCAAAGUCGGCAAAAAGAUUACAAGGAACCAAAUAUGCUGAUAAUCGAAACAUAGAGGUGAACGACAAUCGAUACAAUUACGACAAGCGACUGAGUGAACUCUCCUGUGCGGAUGAUGAUCAUCCUCUCAAGGCUUCUAAUCUCUCCUAUAAAAGUCUGAAUUCAACUGAAACAAACGACAAUUCAGUAGUAUCACAUCAACUGUCUGACGAGAUGAACUCGGUAGCCAUCGAGUGGAAACCGUUACGAAGUGUUGCCAACUGUCCAUCCUGUACGAUACCGUUUGAUCAGAUCAGCAAAAAGCAGAACCACUGUUGGAAGUGUGGAGAAGUGUUUUGCAGCCGCUGCAUUGACAAAACCGUUGCUUUGGCCGGCCAUAACAGCGGUAGCCUGGUGCCAGUCUGUCGGAAUUGCUUCCGGGAUUCACAGCAAGGCACUCCUUAGGUAUAUACAUGAAAUCAACAUUCCUAUUGUUAGUACUGUUGGGUUUCUCUUACUAAGUACCUACGUCCCUGACCGCUCGUUUGAUAUUCUGGUCGAUGCUUUCCUUUGGUUCCCCACCGUGACCUGUUAGCUUUUAAGUGUCUCCAUCGCAUAAAUUUCCUAAUGUCACGUAUUGGAUAGAUUAUUUAGCUCGAAUGUAAAAAAGCAGGUAGAAAUGCAAAUGCAAGUAUGAGUAUAAUUAAAGUAACUUGAAGGCUGUUCAACCUAGCAGAAUGUAUUAUACUAUGUGAAUGUGAUAUUCCUUUAUACCUGAAAAGAAUAAUUUGAAAUGAAUUACAAAAGAUACGUUUUAUUCAUUCAUUGAUUGAUUGAGACUCCAGAAUGUGAUUGUGUGAGACAGUUGAAGUAACAGAAGGAGAAUCCUUAAUCAUAAUCUAUUUUUGUCAUUCGACAUUAAACAUAGAAAAGCUAAAAUUAUGUUGCUUGCUCAAUAUGUGCUAUUAAAAGUAUAAUACAAGAAAUAAAAUAAUAACCUAUGAAUCUAAUGAUAAUCUAUAAUUAUGCUGACUAAGUUAGUCACAGCUAUGUUUUGUAGUACUUUUCACAUCACAUGUAAUACAGCUCAUGCACAAUAAAGUAAUAAGUUGUAUUUCGAGCAAAGCAAAAUAGUUGUAAAAUUUGUUACUGACAUGAAGGUAAACAGUUGAAAAAAAGAAAUAUAUUUGUAGUCAUAAUGAGAAAUAAUUAA